AUGGCCGAUAACAACACGGAGGGCCGAGAAAAGCUUCCAGGAAGGAGGUGGACAUCUUCGACCUUCUCUCUCAAGACUCCACGCCCCAAGAAAUGGGCAGAAUGGCUUCGGGCCCCACUCGAAGCCGCCGCGGCGCGUGGCGACCAGACUCUCGCACUUGAGCUGGUCGGCGCAGGUGGGGCUAGUGGCAGUGCGGUUCACGCAGCCGUUAGCGGCUGUCACGUGGGGCUCGCGGGUAGUCUUCUCCGUACGGGAGCGCCUGUCGACGGCAAGGACUCUCAAGGGUGCACAGCUCUGCACGUAGCCGCGGCAGAAAGACAGCUCGAGGCAAUGGAUAUGCUUGUCCAAGCUGGCGCCAGUCUCGAGGCAGGGGGCCCUGCCAAAUGUACUCCUCUAGACUGGGCAGCUAGGCACGUCAACCCCGCGAGCAUCAUUGCUUUGUUGGGGCAUGGCGCCGCUGUCGACGGGAACGCCGAUGAGACCGUGAAUCCACUUUUCCGGGUCGUCUUAAGCGAGAGGCCCACUGUCGAAGCUUUGCCCCCCCUCGUGCGGCACGCUUCAGAUGUUGACGCGCAUGGUGUGGACGAUGAGACGGCGCUCCACCGGCUUUGCCUCAAGGCCAUGGUAAUACCAAACGCGCCAGAGAUUGUAGAUCUUCUGCUGAGGUGGGGCGCGUGCAAGGAAAUUACAUGCUACGGUCUCACACCCCUUGGUGUUCUUAAUGCGUACAAUUCUAUGAACACGGACAACCUCAAGCGCGUGCGCGACCUCUUGCACAACGCUCCCGCGGACAGAGCGUGGCGCCGCCGGGGCUUCCUUGUGCUAUGCCGCGCUUUCCCGGACCGGAUGCACCAAAAUGUCGGAAACAACACUCCAACCGCGCACGCCGCCGUCGCCGGCGAGGAACCGCCUGAAGCUCACCCCAGGAGCGGCUUGAGACACCGCCAAAAAGCGGUGCCGGCCGCAACAGCAGCGCGGCAGGGGUGGAAGGCGGCCAAAGCGGAAUCUGUGAGCUGGGUCGCGACAGUCCGAGGCCUGGUGGUGACUUGGCAGCUUGGCUGACGAGCACGGGGGAAGAGGCGAUUUUCCGCCGCAUCGUGAUAUUCUUGUGAACAGGACUGCCGUCGUUCAGCUGGCAAGGACACCAAUAGGUGCCCCAUGUACAUACAUUUGCCUCCAAUCGGUGCCGCAUGUGCAUACAUUGCCUGCCAGAGCAAGCGGCCCAGCUUCCGUUGAGGAGAUUGAUGAGAUCCGCAAUAGCAGGAGGUGUACAGGAAAUGUGAUCCCGAAAUUAUUAGUUUGCGACGUGUUCGAAUGCUGGUGAUAGCCACCGUCGUAGUUGCGACGAAUUUGGAGCAAUGCCUCUUCUAACUUUGGAUGUUGUGGCCGAAUCUCGUUGGCACUGCUGAUAUUCAUGUCGACCGUGGAUCCAAAUGCACGGGGUUGUGCCUGCUGUACACGUGGGCGAUCGAAGCCUCGAGGAAGCUGGUGCACCGGAGUGGGGGGAGGAGGUUGGUCGUGCCAUGUAUUGUAGAUCACUUCCGUUCCUCGCAGAAAAGCGUGUGGCACGUCCGCGAAAAUGGUAUGUAUGUGGUGCUGAUGCCCCUUAACCUUGCGAGGACAAUCGGCUACAAUAACCUUUUCAAGACGAAGAUUAGUAUGUUGGGACGAACUCCUUGCGGUUCCCCGUAGAUUAUAGUAUGUGGGGUGUGCAUGAGGAGUGUUUUUGAAUUGUAUUGAUUGUCCUACAGUAACUACAGUAGUUACGAGAAUAUGUUUUCAUUGUCAAGCCUUGCUAUGGUAUGUAUACUACAAAUUCUGCUGUAUGAACACUUCAUAUAUAUGUAGGUUGAGAUUGCUGUGUGAGAAUGCUUUCCAUUUUGUCGUUUGGCAGAGCGACCGGUGUUUUAGCUCUUCGGAGAUACAACCCGUGUGUGUGUGGGUUUUUCUUGUUCAUAUUCGAUCGCCCCGGUCGUCUAGUUGGUAUCCUGGAAACCUCUAAGUGGCUGGGGUUCAGGGGUUCGAAUCCCGGCAUAGAUUGGUAGCUUCUUGCAACGCCGUGCGAGUUUUUCUCUCUCUCGCUCCCGUUCCUGGCCUGGGUGGAAAGCGCUAGUUCGUGUGUACACAGAGGGAAG
Molecule: messenger RNA, 2135 nt
Organism: Ectocarpus siliculosus
Lineage: Eukaryota; Phaeophyceae; Ectocarpales; Ectocarpaceae
Source: the annotation of a GenBank genome assembly